This is a messenger RNA of Tigriopus californicus, 1943 nucleotides long. RefSeq lists its product as uncharacterized. NCBI's taxonomy places the organism in Eukaryota, Metazoa, Arthropoda, Copepoda, Harpacticoida, Harpacticidae. The record is from RefSeq and is a predicted model, not a curated record. The transcript is spliced from 4 exons. The coding region runs from base 737 to 1855 and encodes 372 amino acids.
AAUCAUGCAAUUGAUAACCAUACCAUUGGAUAAGUUGAAUUGGCUUGAUUGAUAUUUUGAAUUAGUAAAAGCUUAAAAGUCUCAUUACAUGCUAUACAAGCUUGUCAAAAGGUAAUCUGAUCACAAUGGAAAGAUGCUGAUAUAAAUAGUGAAAUUCGUGAUGUCAAUGAGCACUCCCUUUCUUUGAGUGAGCAUCACCACAUACUAUCGACAUACGAUGAAGAGCUUUGUCCUGAUAUUGGCUACCUUGAUCGUCCAUUCGGCUGCAUCAGGAACCUCUGUGAUCACACUCCUGGAUGAUGACGUGAGUAGUCACCCACUUUGUCAAGCCAAAGAUCUUCUGGCGUGUGAAAAGGCGCAAGUGGAUGUGGAUGCAAUCGUGGAGAAUGAUCCUCUUUGCUUUCCUUCCGGCAUCACCAUGUUCAAGACAUCCACCUCUGAGGAGGAGACUGGUACCAAAGUUUUCAAUUUGAAGCAUCCCUUUUCAACGAUGGACCUCUCGUCUGACAGACUUAGUCAUCUCUCGCUACCAAACCACAUGCAAUAUCUUACGCUGUAGGUCUUGUAGCCGUUUCUAGGGUGAACUUCGAAAGAUUUUCAUCAUAAGAAAUGCUGCCUUGGCCGAGUGCGGAAAAUCCCGGUAUGGACACUUGCACAGAUCAGAUGAAAGUCAGGACCCUAAAUAGGGUCAGGUACCCAUGAAAAAAAGCCAAGAGGCUUAUGGGAAACCUGGGGCAUGACUAACCCUCUUGUACAUAUACAAAGGAAUCCCCGAAAUACAUACAGAAAUACAUACAUACAUACAUACAUACAUACAUACACUAUCACCACUGAAAAUAUUGUUACAAUGGAUGUGGACACGGCCUUUGGCAAAGACCACAACCUUGUCAAUUGUGGUCCCAACUGUUACUUAUGGCGAACAAUCAAUGAGACCUACUACCAUCAUCUGGAUUUUUCCGUCACUGGGACCAAUGUCACCUCCAACUCGGAACGGAAACUCGACCCAGCCCUGGCUCAGCUUUUGGAAGAGUCUCGUCAAUCCAACCAGCAGGCGGAAAUUACGGUCAAGUUGUACUACACGCCAGCCUUGCGAAACAGUGGCGCCAAUGUUAAGGCAGUUCUUGAGAGCAAGAUCAUACAAACCAACCACAUCAUGCAAAAUUCGCAAAUCCCCAUUACAAUCCGAGGACUUUGUCCACAGCUUAUGGACGUGAGCGAGCAGGGAUUGUCUGAAGAUGUCCUAAGCAGUGGCUUGAACUACUACUUUGGCAAUUUAGCAGCCCUUUAUGAUGGGGCGGAUUUGUCUUACUUGAUGACGCUUGGUUGCACCCCAGAUGCUUGUGGUGAAGCCUCCACCAUCAACGUGAUCAACCCAACUUUUCCAAUCCGUGGCAACCGCCGUUUUGCCUGGGGCGCCACAUUCGAGGGUCCCUUGUACACUUUUGCCCAUGAGCUUGGCCAUCUGAUGGGAGGCCAACAUAACCGAGAGCGACUCAGCUGUGGAUCCUCAUGUAGUGGCACUCCCUUUGGCUAUUUGGUUCGUGGAUUGCCGUACUUCACCGUCAUGGCAUAUGCAGGCCCUAACAACCCCGAUCCCCUCCCUUACUUUUCUACGCCCACGCAGAGUUUCCCUGGUGGCCAACGCAUUGGGACUUCAAGGGACGAUGUUCGCAGCAUGAUUUUGAGCGUUCGUUUAGCCGUCAGUCGACUGGGUAACGACCAAUGUCGACGAGGAUGCUUCGACGUGCAGUCUCUGGACAAUUGCAAUUUUUGGAGAGACCAAGGAUACUGUCAGCAGACCUAUGUUGCAUACAUGAGGGCCAAUUGUGCAUACACCUGUAGCUCUUGCUUUUAAUUACAUGGCAACCACAGCCAAAUGGCUUCAUCCAAUACCGCCAUUGGCUCAUUGAUUAUGAAUAAACGUACUGACAUUCAGCAAUUCA